Molecule: messenger RNA, 432 nt
Organism: Bombus pyrosoma
Lineage: Eukaryota; Metazoa; Arthropoda; Insecta; Hymenoptera; Apidae
Exons: 3
Coding region: 1-432 (143 amino acids)
Source: RefSeq, a predicted model, not a curated record
AUGAGUAUGUUUGGAGAUAUAAAGGUGAAGACGUGGUCACCCGUGAUUUCUUGCAAAAUUCCAGAUAAUAUCGUUUCUUCCCAAUUCGCAUCGUCUAAAAUAUUUACUCCGUCUUACGAAAAAGAAAAACGUCCUUGUAUAGAACAAUUAUUAACGAAUGAAUAUCAACGAAUCUGGUGGCAAGAAAAGGAAAUAUGGGACAAAAGGUGCAGAACAAAGAUAACAACUAAACAAUUAUUGCAACGCAUGGUAAUUCGUAGAAAAUCGAAAGUAGUUCCUCCUAUCGAUAAACCCAAAAUGAUUAAAAAACCAAAGAAAAAAGGAAAAGUCAAAGAAUCAAAGGACGAUAAGAAGGAAGAAGGAAAGUCUUCUACGCAGGAAACAGAAACAGAUAAAACGAAGGAAAGUAGUGACAAAAAAUCACCAAAAUAA